Messenger RNA from Hibiscus syriacus, 603 nucleotides. Its product is annotated as pre-mRNA-splicing factor CWC22 homolog. NCBI's taxonomy places the organism in Eukaryota, Viridiplantae, Streptophyta, Magnoliopsida, Malvales, Malvaceae. The record is from RefSeq and is a predicted model, not a curated record. The transcript is spliced from 2 exons. Bases 1 to 603 code for a protein of 200 amino acids.
AUGAGGAGAAUCGGCAGAGCGAGCGUUCUCGAUCUUCUGAUAAAGAAGAAAAUGAUGACAAGUCGCAAGUGUACAGUUACGGGUAGGAAGCGUGAUCGAGAAAGAAUUCGCGAUGAUGAUGAUGAUAAGAAUAGGCGGAGAGGAAAAUUGGAGGGGAAUUCUGAAUCGUCUGAUGAAUCAGAAGAGAAGAGGGACAACGAAGAUAAGAGGGGUGAAAGGGAUAGAAGUAAUAGAUAUAGAAAUAGGGAUCAAAGCCGUCGCUCAUGGCAUGAUUCGAAUAAUGAGGACGAGGAUCGAAGAAUAAGGUCCCGCAGAAAAACCGGAGAGAAUAGAAGUGAUGAUAGGAAGCCAGAAUCUGAAAAUGAUUUGAAUGGAAAUAGGGAUCGACAUUGUCAUUCACGGCAUCAUUCGGAUGAUGAUGGUAAUGAGGAUGGCCGUAGAAGGUCCCUCAAAAGUACGGAAGUAGAGAAUAGAAGUGAUGAUAGAGUGCUGGAAUCUGAAAAUGAUAGGUGUAGAAAUAGGGAUCAAAGUCGUCAUUCACGGCAUGAUUCUGAUGAUGAUAGUUGUCGUAACCGGUUUUCGCCAGGACACGAAUUUUCCUAG